Messenger RNA from Penicillium cataractarum, 585 nucleotides. Its product is annotated as mitochondrial 54S ribosomal protein mL40. Gene Ontology annotation, biological process: mitochondrial translation. The transcript has 2 exons. The record is from RefSeq and is a predicted model, not a curated record. Lineage: Eukaryota; Fungi; Ascomycota; Eurotiomycetes; Eurotiales; Aspergillaceae. Gene Ontology annotation, molecular function: structural constituent of ribosome. The coding region runs from base 1 to 585 and encodes 194 amino acids.
AUGCGGUCUCUAUCACCAGCUCUCGCGUCUCUCGCGAAUGUCUUCCGAAUCUCGAUGUCGCUAGCUCCGGUACGCCCAACCGCUUCGCGCGUGUGCCACGAAGUCCUCGCCCGUCGGACACAACAACCCGGUCCGAUUACCGCAGCCGUGCAAUCCGCGCCUUUCUCCUCGACAAGUACCCUGGAGGGGCGAAAGAACAGAGGUCCCAAUGUGGAUAAGCGAAUCACUCUUAUCCGCUACUUCCUCUACCACCCCCUCACUCCCCGCCCUCUGCGCUUCUCGCGAAACCGAUACCUCCGCCAUUGGACUAUCCACCGCGCCUGGCAAUUGUUCCAGGCCAAGCAGCGCCGUGGACGAGAACUCGAGCUGGAGCGUCAGUACCAGAGCAUGCAGUCUGCUUGUGAGGAGCUACGGACUGGCGCCGGUGAUGGUGGCAGACUGUUCCGCAAGUCGAUGAUCAAGAAGGGCAUCUUCACUGAUAUGUUCCCCAUCGAGUACGGCCGUAUGCAGACCGAUUACCCCCUGCCGAGGGGUGGAAUCAUGAUUGGAAGCGUCCUGAGAAGAAGGACCGAUAAAUGUUCGUGA